Molecule: messenger RNA, 2990 nt
Organism: Vanessa atalanta (red admiral)
Lineage: Eukaryota; Metazoa; Arthropoda; Insecta; Lepidoptera; Nymphalidae
Gene: RhoGAP54D
Product: rho GTPase-activating protein 19
Exons: 10
Coding region: 192-2807 (871 amino acids)
Biological process (GO): regulation of small GTPase mediated signal transduction; signal transduction
Cellular component (GO): cytoplasm
Molecular function (GO): GTPase activator activity
Source: RefSeq, a predicted model, not a curated record
UAUUACUAUACAGAAUUCGUUCAAACAUUUUUUUUAUAUAAAUACUUUAUUGUGCAAAAGUAAAAUAAACAUUACUUAAGUGUUUUGUGAUGAACGACGAAAAGACAUAUUUAUAUUAAGUAAUGGAAACUUCCGGUACGAAUGCGUAAUAGUAGAUAUCGCGCAUUGUGAAUUAUUUUUUAUUUUUCGAAAUGUGUUCCUCUGAUACGAAACUAAUAGAAAGGCUUAGACAUGAAAAUUUGGAGCAAUUCUUUACAUUAGUGCGCAUGCAUUUAUCUUUUGUUGUAGAUAUAAACACAGACGAUGUCGAUUGUUCGACGGAUAAACCAAAGCAAUUUAGAUGGAAUUUUCACAAAAAAACAAAAAACUCCAAUACAAAUUCUAGUCAAAAUGUUGUUAACACAAAGAAAAACGAAGAGGCAAAUUCUAUUACUGAAGAUGGGAUACUUAGGCUUUAUGAGCUAAUAGAAUUCUUAUCUAAACCAGAUAAUGUAACUCAAGAGGGUAUAUUUCGCCGCACUGGCUCACUAAGCCGACAACAAGAGCUACGUCAGCUACUCUUAACUGGUUCAAGUCUUGGUCUUGAUGAUGGAAAAUUCUCUGUGCAUGAUUGUGCAUCAGUUCUUAAGGGAUUUCUGGCAGAGUUGCCUCAACCUUUACUAAUGGAUCAGUAUUAUCAAACAUAUUGUACAUUAGCUGCUCAAUAUCCUACUCAUGUUGACUCAUCAGAAACCAAAUUGCUGACGGCUUUACAAUUACUGCUGUUACUUCUGGCACCUACACACAGGAAUUUUCUAGAAAGAUUACUCAGUUUGUUGCGCUUAGUAGCCGAUAAUGAAUCUAGUAAUAGGAUGUCACCAGACACACUGGCAACUAUGUUUACACCACAUUUGUUGUGUCCAAGAAAACUAUCACCAGAGACCUUCCACGCUGACUCCAUAGCUCUCUCUCCUCUUAUCAGUUUCAUGAUACGUCAGUGUCAGCGUCUGUUCGAAGCACCAAAACGAUUAGCUACAGACGCGGCUGCAUACUUUACGUUACGCGAAAGGAAACGUGCAAUGUCUCCAGAUGUGGAUUUAGAUGAGAGCAUUACGGACAGGACGGCGGCCAGCACGGUGUUCACGUUCGUGGACCGCGGCCGCACGCGCGCCGAGAACGCCAGCAACCCCACCGACACGGCGCUGGCGCAGCUCUACGCGCACAUCCAGGCGCUGCCGGACUCGCAGCACAAGCGACGGCUCGUCAAGCACUUCAACAGGCAGAAUGGAUACGGAACACCAAUACAAAUACAACGGACAGGUAAAGUAGCUGGUUCUAGAAGUUUCGGAGAUUCGAUCAAGAGGCACAUUUUCAACAAGGGAUUACUGAACAAGACACCAAAGAAAGGUUCCAGCUCCGUUAUUAAUACAGUUGAGGAGAAACACAAAGGAAAACGAUAUACCGAUGAUGGUAAAGUUGACGUGUCCCAUAAAAAUAUCAUAUUAAAGAAUUUAGCUAAUAAAUUAGUUAGUUCGGAAUCUCUGGAUGAUGACGAUUACGAUUCGGAUGCGAGCAACGAGAGUACGUUAUCCGAAGGUGCGUUAAACAAAUCUAAAAAACAUAGCCCGAAAUUCGUAUCCGAACCUAAUUUAAGUAAUCUAGAUACAAAUGAAGAAACUCCAAAAAAUACGAAAAAGCGAAGUUCAAGACUAUUUCGAUCCAAAAUAAUAUCUGGAUCACAAAAUUUAAACAAAAAGUACCAAAAACGAAGUACCGUUAUACGCAGUACACCGAAGUCUUGCGUGUCGUGCAUAGAUGAUCAAGAUUCGGAAAACGAUAUGCCUUACCCUGAAAAAAGUUUGGAGGAUACACCAAAGAAAAAUAAACUUUGUACAAACGAUAUAGAGUUUAAAAUGCAUUAUUUGACAAGUACCCCGGGGAUAUCUGAAACGGUCUUCGACGAAGAUUGUACGACGCCAUACACAGUUAACUUUAGAAGAGCAUCUAUGUCGCCUAUAACGAAAUCUACCCAAAAAUUGUCUAAAGCGAUGCAGGAAUCCAUAAUGACACCUCGAUCUCGUAAACCCUUAAUCAUAACAUCAGAACAACCAGAGAGUUCAGAGCGAAAGGAUUUAUCGGUUAAAUCAGAAAUUUACCGAUCAAUAUCUCCCAAGAACGACAGUGAUUUUGUAUCAUCCGAUGACGAUAUGAUGUCGAGAUCCUCGUUUUCUUGUGGAAGGUCAAAUCAUUCUACAAACGCGUCUCUGCGAAUGAAAACACCGUUAGACGCAAGGUCCGAUUCGCUAUCUGACGUUAGUCUAAUACGUUCAGGAGUAACGAGAUUUGUUAUCAGCCAUGAAAAAAGGAAUUAUGUAGACGAAUUAAAUACAACUCUAUGCGAAGAUGUAAAUUUACCGAAAUUCAAAAUAACCCAGGAACCAACGAAUUUGGGAACAACAAAAUCGUUAUCAGAACCGUUCCGAGAAUAUUUGUUAAGCAGAUCUGUGUUAACAGCAACGCCGAUCGAUCUAUCGAUUCUUAACAAAUCGGACGCAGACGAUAAAAUCUCGGAUUCCCUCAUGUAUUGUUUGGAUGGAAACGUUCCGUCCGAUUUAACAUCAUCGAUUAGUAAUCUAGCAGUCGAUUCUAAUUUAUCAGACGGCUUAAGAUCGCCGUUGAAAAGUUUAAAUAAUGUAAAUAUAGAUAUAAGUCCGAAUAGAAAGCGAUGUGCGAGCGCUUCGACUUGUGACACAGAUAAUAAAAAGAUUAUGUUCGACAAAGAAAAUAUAAACGAGAACCAGUUUGAUUUACGGGAGACUGAUCUAUAGUUUAAUUUUACACAGAUUUAUAUUUUCUCUGCCUUUGUCAUUAGUGCCUUUAAAAAACUAUUUACUGGUAAUAGUAACAUUAUAUUAGAACUUUUUUUUUAAUUGUAUUUCAAUAAUGAAAGGUGUAUUACCAAGCAGUAAACGCCUCGUAGAUUAACAGUAUAUAUGUGAAAUUCAAUUAUA